AUGCGUGAACUACGUCGUUUAAUUACAACCGGUUUUAACAACAUCAAUACUCGUUUUAACGACGUCAAUACCCGUUUUAACGACGUCAAUACCCGUUUUGACGGCAUUGAUGCUAGCCUUAACGGCCUUAAUCAACGUUUUACGGGUGUUAAUGAACGGUUGGACAUUCUCGGUCAACGUGUUGAUACUUAUCGUGAGGGCCUCAAUCUGCGUUGUGAUGUUAUGACUGCACGCUUAAAUAACAUUGACGCUCGAUGUCAGUGUGGGGUGGACCAGCCGGUGAUUAAUGCUAAUUUGGUGUGUAAUGAGAAUUUGUCCAAUACUCAAUCAAGUGCAUCUUCAACUCCGCCUUCAAAUUUCCGACUUGACUAUGGUGGUGAAGGGCGAGGUGUACGUAUUUUGCCAUUUCAAGUUUCCUGCCAUUCCAAAAAAUCAAAAUGCUGCAGUGCUGCAAAAACUAAGGUGCAAUUCAUCGAAGAGUUGGCUGAGCGAAUUUUGUUUUAUGGUGGUGUUUUGGAUAAAUCUCUUGGCGAAAUGCCGUUGGAUGAAUAUUUUGCGAAAGCUUUGGUUAUUAAGAAUUCUUGCAUUGGUUGGAAGCUUGUUGGUGUGGUUGACAUUCCCUCCAAAAAAUUGCCAGCCCAAGUUUUUUAUUUUGAUGCUGAGGGUGUUCGAAAGUUGAUUGAGCAGUGUGAUAAGAUUACUCCAAUUGGCCGCUUAGAUGUUGGAAAGUUGGGGAAACAGGCACGUCUACAGUUGACUGGAACUCCUCCUUUGCGUUCUAAUUUGGUUUCUGUUUUGGAUUCUCAAACGAAACGUGUGGCUAUAUUGGACUUGUCAGCAGUCUGUUCAGGAAGCUCUCAACAGAAACAACAAAAUCGUUAUAUGCUUGUUUGCUUCGAUGGCGAUUUGGAUAGUCAAAAUAUUAAGGAUUUGGAUGAUUUAUUGACAAACGUUGGGGCUAAUUUUAUGAACUUGAUGGAAGCCGGGGCUGAUGCUAUUAUGCCAGCUUUGGAUUUUGACCAGAAGAGGAAAUAA
Molecule: messenger RNA, 1035 nt
Organism: Meloidogyne enterolobii
Lineage: Eukaryota; Metazoa; Nematoda; Chromadorea; Rhabditida; Meloidogynidae
Source: the annotation of a GenBank genome assembly